AUGGCUGCAUUGCAGAACAUGGCUGCUGCUAUGCAGGCCACCGUUGAGGCACUCGGGCAGCAGAUGAACAACAAUAAUCAUAAUGGGGGAAAUGGCGGAAACGGGACUCAAGGUCAAAUGACAUUGGCGACCUUCCUAAAGGUUAAUCCACCAAAGUUCAAGGGAACUACCAAUCUAACGGAAGCCGACACUUGGUUUCAAGCUAUGGAGCGAGCACUGCAAGCGCAGUUGGUACCCGAGGAACAAUGCGUCGAGUUUGCUACUUAUCUGCUCACCGGGAAAGCGUCACAUUGGUGGCAGGAAACCCGACGUCUCAUACAGCAGGGCGAUGAUCCUAUCACCUGGGAUACCUUCCAGGAGGAAUUCUACAAGAAGUACUUCCUGAACUCCGCUAGAACGGCCAAGGAACUUGAACUACUGCAACUGAAGCUGGGAACUAUGUCUGUAUCCGAGUAUACGGAUAAGUUUGAGGAGUUGUUCAGAUUCUCCCGCAUGUGUCAAGGAGCUCCGGGAGACUUCGAGGAGUGGAAAUGCAUGAAAUACGAAGGAGGGCUCCGAAGCGAAAUCUACAGCUCAGUAGGGCCUAUGGAGAUCAGGACCUUCUCUGUGUUGGUAAACAAGAGCAGAGUUGCCGAAGAGUGUGUGAAGAAGGCAGCUGCAAAAAGAAGAAGCCAGAGGGGAUCAUUCCCACUAAACCGAGGGAAGAGUUUCACUCCUAGAGGUCCACCCUUCAAGCGGGGAGGUUUUGCACCACAGAGGACUCAGGGUCAGAAUAACUUUAGAAGGCCCAACAACAACAACAACAACAAUGCUUCGGGGAGAAGAUUUGGGAAGUAG
Messenger RNA from Arachis ipaensis, 837 nucleotides. Lineage: Eukaryota; Viridiplantae; Streptophyta; Magnoliopsida; Fabales; Fabaceae. The record is from RefSeq and is a predicted model, not a curated record.